Eruca vesicaria subsp. sativa (arugula) is the source of this 440-nucleotide messenger RNA. The record is from the annotation of a GenBank genome assembly. Lineage: Eukaryota; Viridiplantae; Streptophyta; Magnoliopsida; Brassicales; Brassicaceae.
GCUUUAUGUUAGGGUUUAGGUUUGAGAUAUGACUCAUGCUCGAGAAUGGAGAAGCUCCUCACUUUUAAUGGUUAUCUUCCUUUCUUCUCUACUCUAUCUCCUUUCUGUAAAUUCCCGGAUAGGGGCAAUUCGGGUAUUUCCAGAAACGUCGGUGACAGCUACCUCUCUUGCUCCUGCUAAUAACCAAGAGGAUCCGAUGAAGACGUACUUCGGCGCCGGAAAAGGGUUCGGUGACGGUAAAAGAACGGUACCAAGUGGUCCAGAUCCUCUCCAUAACUAGUCAAAGCAGUUUCUUGAUGUUUUUCAUUCACGUUAUAUUUUAUUUUCUUGUUCUUCUUAUGUAAUCAAUCAAUCAACAUGUGUAUUUUACCCAAAAUACUCACGUUUUUCUCUUUAAUGUAAGGAAAAACGAAGGUAUUUUGGGGGUUUAAAUCGCUGAU